CUCUUUCGCAACUGUUUUCUAUUGAUUUCUUCCAUUUUUCAGCCAGCUGAUUAUGUUUCUGGAAGAAUGCAAAACUCACUUCAAUACGGAUUGUCUCUACGAGCUUCUUGGCGUGAAGAAAGAUUGCGAUGAGAAAGCUCUUAAAAAAGGAUACUACCGCCAAUCAAUGCGCUGGCAUCCGGAUAAAUCGAAUCUUGUAGAAGAAGAUAUGCAGACGUACACAACGAAGUUUCAGCUUCUCAACAAAGCUUAUCAAAUUCUUUCCGAUGAAGAGAAAAGGAAAAUUUACGAUGAAACCGGAUCAGUGGACGAUGAGGCUGGAGAGCUGAAUGAAGAUGCCUUGAAAGCAUGGAGAAUGAUUUUCAAAAAGGUGACAAAAGAGGAUAUCGAUAGCUUCAUGAAGACGUAUCAAGGAUCUCGUGAACAGAAGGAUGAGCUCGUUGUGCAUUACGAGAAAUUCAAUGGAGAUAUCGCGAAAAUCAGAGAAUAUGCUAUCGGAUUCGAUGGCGUCGAAGAGUUGAAAGAAGCAUUGGAUAAACUUAUUGAUGAUGGAGAAAUUGAGAAGACGAAGAAAUAUGAAACGAGCACUUCAGAUAAGAAGAUGAAGGCUUACAAGCGUAAGGCUGAGAAGGAGGCAAUCGAAGUUGAGAACAUGACACAGAACAAUUCGGAUCUUGUCGCCCUGAUUCAAGGUCGCCAGAAGGAACGUGGCACGUCGUUCCUCGAUUCACUGGCUGCCAAGUAUGCACCUUCUUCCUCCAAAAAGGCAAAGCGGCAGUAAUUGAAUCAGAAUCCGCCCCUUCUUUCGUCACAACUUAUCUUUCUUCCUUUCUCUAUCUUCUUACUUUUCCGUAUUUAUGUAUUCCCCUUCCAUUGGUCACUGCUCCUUGUUCCAUACACUCCGGAAUUAUUUUUUCUAACUUUUGAGAUCUCUAAUCGUUUCUUUUGAACUCAAUUUUUUAUAACUGAAAACUUGUGAAAUUGCUAUGUGGUAUUUAUAAAAAACAUGCUCACUUCUU
Caenorhabditis elegans is the source of this 1019-nucleotide messenger RNA. It is a transcript of the gene dnj-23, whose product is annotated as J domain-containing protein. The transcript is spliced from 4 exons. The record is from RefSeq and is marked reviewed. NCBI's taxonomy places the organism in Eukaryota, Metazoa, Nematoda, Chromadorea, Rhabditida, Rhabditidae. The coding region runs from base 53 to 781 and encodes 242 amino acids.